Molecule: messenger RNA, 3063 nt
Organism: Sorex araneus (European shrew)
Lineage: Eukaryota; Metazoa; Chordata; Mammalia; Eulipotyphla; Soricidae
Gene: CTDSP1
Product: CTD small phosphatase 1
Exons: 8
Coding region: 939-1721 (260 amino acids)
Molecular function (GO): RNA polymerase II CTD heptapeptide repeat phosphatase activity
Source: RefSeq, a predicted model, not a curated record
CGUGUGUUGGUCUAGGCUCGCGUUAUUAUUUUUUAAACCGUGGACCCAGAAUUCUAACAACGAAUUCUAAGCAACGUCAUAGACGGCGUCGUGGGGAAGCCCCCGGGCAGAACUCAGGGUGCCCCACGCGCGCUCCCCGCCGCCCAGGCCCGGGGGGAGGCGUACUGAGGAGCGCCCCCCCACCUCCCACCGCGGGCCCUGGAGUCCUCCCGGGCACUGCCUGCGCCGGAGGCUGAGCGCCCAGACACCGCCCCCACCCCCACGUCCCACCGACCCACAACGGUGGGCGGCCCUGGGAAUAGAGAGAAGAAAGUCUGAGAAGGCUUCUUGGAGGCGGAGGCAUUUCCUUGAGAUGAGGAAACCGAGAAGCAGCUAGUCCGCGGCCCUCGGGGAGUGCGGAGGUGGAGUCGCGCCGCCCCUGGGCGCCGCCUGCGGCCGGGGCGUGUCCGGGCCCGGGGCUCGGGGCGGCCAGCACCGGUGGGCAGCGAGCAGGUCCAGCCACGCAGCCGCAGAGGCCCGGCCCCGCCGGCUGAGUGGCGGCAGGAAGGGAGGCGACGCCCCCUGGAGCGCGGCAGGAACCGGGUUCGGCCCGCCUCCCCGCCCGCCGAGCCGCGCCGGCCCCAGAAGUGAUGAAAGCCACGGCCGAGUCCAGGUCACGCCGAAGCCGUUGCCCUUUUAAGGGGGAGCCUUGAAACGGCGCCCGGGUUCCAUGUUUGCAUCCGCCUCGCGGGGAGGAAACUCCAUGUUGUAACAAAGUUUCCUCCGCGCCCCCUCCCUUCCCCUCCCCCUCAGAACCUGGCUCCCCUCCCCUCCGAAGCUCGCGGGGAUCCCUCCCUCCCACCCCUCCCCUCCCCCCCGCGCCCCGAUUCCGGCCCGAGCCGGGGGGGAGGCCGGGCGCCGGGGCCAGAGUCCGGCCGGAGCGGAGCGCGCCCGGCCCCAUGGACAGCUCGGCCGUCAUUACUCAGAUCAGCAAGGAGGAGGCGCGGGGCCCGCUUCGGGGCAAAGGUGACCAGAAGUCGGGGGCUCAGAAGCCCCGCAGCCGGGGCAUCCUCCACUCCCUCUUCUGCUGUGUGUGCCGGGAGGAUGGGGAGACUCUGCCGGCGCACAGCGGGGCCCCCCUGCUCGUGGAGGAGAACGGCGCUGUCCCCAAGCAGACCCCCGUCCAGUACCUGCUCCCGGAGGUCAAAGCUCAGGACUCAGACAAGAUCUGCGUGGUCAUCGACCUGGACGAGACGCUGGUGCACAGCUCCUUCAAGCCUGUGAGCAACGCGGAUUUCAUCAUCCCGGUGGAGAUUGAUGGGGUGGUCCACCAGGUGUACGUGCUCAAGCGGCCGCAUGUGGACGAGUUCCUCCAGCGCAUGGGCGAACUCUUCGAGUGUGUGCUGUUCACGGCCAGCCUGGCCAAGUAUGCAGACCCCGUGGCUGACCUGCUGGACAAAUGGGGUGCCUUCCGUGCGCGGCUGUUCCGGGAGUCCUGCGUCUUCCACCGGGGGAACUACGUGAAGGACCUGAGCCGGCUGGGCCGGGACCUGCGGCGGGUGCUGAUCCUGGACAACUCGCCCGCCUCCUACGUCUUCCAUCCGGACAACGCUGUUCCUGUGGCCUCCUGGUUCGACAACAUGAGUGACACGGAGCUCCAGGACCUCCUGCCGUUCUUCGAGCAGCUGAGCCGGGUGGAGGACGUGUACUCCGUCCUCAGGCAGCCGCGGCCGGGCAGCUAGUGAGGCGCGCAGGGGCCAGGACCUGCCCCCACCAGUGCUCACCCCUGGCCCAAGGACCCUGCCUCAAGAUCUCCCGGCGGCCGCCGUCCACCUCGGUGUCUCGAGGAGGACACCCCCGCCCCCCGCCACCUCUCGGCCAGGCCCCGGGCGAGCAGGCUGCACACGGGGCCACGAAUCAGUGCCUUAGCACCCCCUCUUUCUCGGGGUCCCUGCGUGCUGCUCCCCCCCUCUCUCCCCUCCGUGCUGCCAUGUUUCUCUGCUGCCAAACGGGGCCCCUGGGCCUCUCCCAGUUCUGCGUGGAGGGCGGGGCUCCUGCCGCCCCAGGCCUUGGGGGGCCCCCAGCCCCGAACGGUGGACACCAAGUGCCUUGCACCCUCAUUCCCAGCCGCGGUUCCCCACACCUGGGCCGGCGCCUGCCUGGAGAGGAGAACGCCCCCCGCCCCGCCUCCCUGGGGACUCCUGCCCCCCAGGGUCUGCGGGGAGAGCCCAGGGGCAGGCAGGGGGGUGGGGGGCCAGAAUUGUUACCACCUGUGAAGGGAUCAGACUCUGGCCUUAACGCCCCGCCCCCCUGAGGCCUGACCCCUCCCCCCAUCUGACCGCCCUGUGCUCCGGAGCGUGGGCACAGGCUGGACCUCUCUGUGGUGCCAUAUAAAUAUGUAUAUGUGUAUAUAGACUUGGGGGGAAGGGAAGGGUCGGGGAGACACCGCCUCCCUCCCCCUGUCCUGGGCCCAUAAAUUAGGGGAGGGCGGGGGAGGAUUUUUACGUUGGUUUUUUUUUUUUUUAAACUGCUCUUUUUCUGACUGAGCAGGUCAGGGGACCCCAGACCCAACCCUCAGUCCGCCAGCCCCUCUCCGCGCCAUCCAUUCAUUCAAAAAAACACCAGCACUGCUCUGUGCCAGCCCGUCCUAAGCCCUGCCAGCUGGGGGCGGGCUGGGGGCCGCCUCCCCUCCCCUACCCCAUAUUUAACCGGUGCCUUUUGGGGAGCUGUGGGAGGUGGGACCCUUCUUGUUGGGGGGGGGGGGUUUGAGGGUCCAGCCACCCUCUUUAUGUGCCAAUCCGUCCCCUGCAGCCUCGACCGCGCCCCCUGCUGGCUGGGGGCGGCACCCAGCCCACCCACUCUGCCUCCCCAUAAUCUGGACUCCCUCCCCCCAAAUGCUGGGUGCGGGGCCUAACGGUUUAAGGGGACCUGCAAACCAGUGCCAAGGGAGACACUGUGCCCCGCGCCCCCCCGGAUGGGGAGGGAGACCACAGGUGGGUCGGGGGACUUUCCCAUGAAAAGUGCCUUCUCUGUGACUCAGCCCCACUGUGCCAUGAGAACUAAAGGAAUCAGACUCUCCCUGCC